AUGGCAACAUUGAUUCACAUUGAUGAUGAUCGCAAGAAGCAUUUGAUAACUUAUCCAUCUGAGCCUGUAUUGGUCGAAGCUGCACUGGAGGUACUAUCAGAGAAUGGUGUAGAGCUUGAGGUACUAAUGGAAUUGGAUGCUGUCAACAAAUUCAGUGGAAUUCUUGAUGCAGGGAGCCAGGGGGAGCUGGUUGUUUCAUUCUCAGUCAGACGUCCAGUUCUCAGUUUUCUUCAAGAGCUUUUUGAACAGGAGCUUCCAGAAAAGAGCUUGGCCUACCUGAAUGACUUUGAAGUAGGAUUUACCCAUUUUAUUGGACUUAUGGAAGUACCAGACAUAUCAACACUCAAUAGUGUUUGGGAUUGA
Paraglomus occultum is the source of this 363-nucleotide messenger RNA. The record is from the annotation of a GenBank genome assembly. Lineage: Eukaryota; Fungi; Glomeromycota; Glomeromycetes; Paraglomerales; Paraglomeraceae.